Salmo salar (Atlantic salmon) is the source of this 3327-nucleotide messenger RNA. RefSeq lists its product as uncharacterized. The record is from RefSeq and is a predicted model, not a curated record. Gene Ontology annotation, molecular function: protein binding. NCBI's taxonomy places the organism in Eukaryota, Metazoa, Chordata, Actinopteri, Salmoniformes, Salmonidae.
GUCACGGUUUGUUGUUUUGUGUAUAUUUUGAAGUGUUUAAUUGUUGCAUUCGGUUUCACUGGUUAAAUAAAUAUGUGGAACUACGAAAACGCUGCAUCUUGGUCCGCUCCUUCUAACAGCUGUGACAGGCAUCUCGGAACUCACAACUCGUUGGUCCUUGUCACGGAUAGACUAUUGCAGCAGACCACCACACCGGGUUCCACUCCUAUCAGCUAAAAACAGGAAGAAGCAGCACCAGUGGGCACGCGAUCACCAACACUGGACAAUUGAGGAGUGGAAAAACAUUGCCUGGUCCAAUGAAUUCCGUCUCCUUUUGCGAUGGCUGAGUCAGGAUUUGGCGUAAGCAGCAUGAGUCCAUGGCCCCAUCCUGCCUGGUGUCAAUGGUACAGGCUAGUGGCGGAGGAGUAAUGGUGUAGGGAAUGUUUUCCUGGCACACGUUAGGUCCCUUGAUACCAAUUGAGCUAUGUUUCCAUGCCCCGAAGAAUUCGGGCUGUUCUGGAGGCAAAGGGGGGUCCGACGAGGUACUAGAUUGGUGUAUCUAAUAAACUGGCCACCGAGUGUAUAUGAGCAUGAAAAUAAUCGAAGUUUAUGUGUUUUUAGAUAAUUGAUGUGCAAGGCCCAGGUUGGAAUAAUAUUGUGAAAAUCAUGAUAAUGCGAUUUUUGGUGUAAGAGCUGUUUGAAAAGCGCCAGAAAUGUCUGCCUGUUUGGUCAGAGGGAGUUUUGGCCUUCCAUGGGGUAAAUUAGUUAAUUGACCAAUAAGAAAGACGCUUCCAAACCUCUCUGCCAAGAACAGCUCAUUUUCAUUUUCCCCCUCCCACCCAAACCACUCCUACACAGUCCUAGCUACAUUCUUGCUUGAGAAAUUGCUCUUUGCUAAGAAGCUAUUUUUGUUUCUUUUGCACCAUUUUAAUUGAAAACACUAAGGUAUAUAUUUGUUACCUAGAUAUUAUUUGAUAUUGGGAUAAAAACGGCUGCAUUGGAGCUUUAAAUGUACAAACAUUAUAAAAUAGUUUGACAACCCUGUUUGUAAGCUUUCAAAUGAUAUCAAACUCAACAUUUGAUCUUUUCCAGUGAUAAAGACAUGGAUGUCUCAUGGUAAGGUGGGGUAAUGCUAAAUGUGUCAACUUUGAGAACCUCUAUCUCCUGAAUGUUUUGGCAUUCAGGUCCAAAUGUCCCUUUCUGACCACUUCUACAAGGGGCAAACUUGUAUGGAAGGUUUCAUUCAAAUCAAAAGGGGUGCAGUCAGAAAGUGAUUGAAAUCAUGUGGAAUGACCCUAUUACCACCAGUACUGAUAUGCUGCAAGUCUUGUCCUUAUGUGCUUCUGAUAGUGUCCAGCAGGAGAGACCAGUCUCCCCGGGACCCAGCUGUGUGUCCCUAAAGAGUGACAAGUCUAUGGGUCAUCCAAUAGAGUUCAGUAAGGAUAAGCAAAGGGUCCAGCAGGAGACUCCAGACUCAUCUGUACCCAGCGGUGUAUCCUUCAAAAGUGACAAGUCAAUGGGUCAUCCACCAGAGUUCAGCCAGGAAGAUGUUUCUACUGAUCAAAGUGUCCAGUCUCCCCAGAGUCAUCAAAUGGACCUGUCCUCCAUAUUGAAGUUGGUCGAAGCUAACAUAAUCACUUUUAUGAAGAGUGAGUUGAAGAGGUUCGAGAGGCUUCUGAGUCCAGGCUCUGAGAGUCAGGGAGAAGAUGAGGAAGUGGUGGACGGUGAAGAUGAGGAGAAGCAGAGGAGUGCCAGAGAGGCGGCUCUAAAGAUCACGCUGCACGUCCUGAUGAACAUGGAUCAGAAGGAGCUCGCUGACACACUGGAGAAAACUUCAGCUGUCAGCUCAAAUCCCUCCCACCUGAGAGAGUUGGACCUGAGCUACAAUAACCCUGGAGACUCAGGGAAACUGCUCUCUUCUCUACUGGAGGAUCCACACUAUAAACUGCAGACACUCAGUGUGGACCAUGAUUCAGAGUGCUGGUUAAAAUCAGCACUGAGAAAAUAUGCCUGUGAGCUCACACCAGACCUCAACACCAUACACCCUCAACUGUACCUGACUCAGGGGAACAGGAAGCUGGUGCAUGACUCCAAAGGACAUCAGAACAACUAUCCUGAGCACCCAGAGAGGUUUGACCAGUGGACUCAGAUGCUGUGUAGAGAGCCUCUUUCUGGGCGCUGCUACUGGGAGGCAGAGUGGGAGGGUUAUGGGGCUUAUGUAGGGCUGACAUAUAGAAGACUUGUUAGGAAAGGAGGGAAUAAUGACUGUGCGAUUGGUUACAAUGACAUGUCCUGGAGUUUGUACUGCAAUGACAAGUCCUAUGAUGCCUUUCAUAACAUAAAGAGCACCCCCAUCCUUUUACCGUCCUCCAGCUCCCGCAGAGUAGGAGUGUAUCUGGAUUGGCAAGGUGCUACCCUGUCCUUCUACAGUGUUUCCUCUGACACACUGACCCACCUGCACACAUUCCACGCCACAUUCACUGAGCCACUUUAUGUGGUGCUAUGGCCUUGGCUUGACUCAGCUAUUACCCUGUGCAGAGUAAGACAGUUCUGAGUCCUCAGGACCCCCAUCCUUUUACCUCCUGCUCCAGCACACAUAUUCUAGUCCUGUUUAUACCUGGAGCUAUAACAUAGCUUCGUCCUGAUCUUGUCCACAUUCUGAUUGUGCCCACAUUUUUAGACAGUUGUAGACAAUCAAAAAACCCAUGAUCUGAUUGUGAUCAGAUCUUCCUUCCCACCUCCGGAGGCAGUCAGGCACCCAUUGUGUCUGAAUAUCUUUACAAGUGUAGAUGGAUCUGGACAGUAAAACCAUUUAAAUCAUCAUCAUCCCACCCUCUAAAUCAGCCCCCCCUUUCGAAGGCCCUCGGAUCAAUUCCCCCCCCCCCAAUUUUUUUUAUAAAUAACCUAAUGAACUCAGUCGGGUUCUCAACUUACUGUCGAAUAGUAGAAUACAAAAGAGGCAAUUUCAAAAUAAUUUGCAUACAAGAAGGGACGAGGAAAUAUGGUCCCAAUGCCGACACAGUGGACGGAUGAGACACAUUUUACUACCAUGUGUAGAUGCAUAUCUGACAAAGUGGGCACAAUCUGAAAGUGGACAAGGACUUGUUUGGACAUGGACACAGCCUGACUUCAGGACUCUAAAUCAGUGGGAGUCAUUUUUUCCCUCUGUGUUUUUAGUGUAAAUAGCCUUAAGAAAUGCUGCAGGAAAAAUAUAAAUGUUUAGUCAUUUGUAAUUGUUAUUAUAUUAUUGUGGUUUGUCUUUCUGCCCUUUGAAAUGUGUUAUCCAACAUGUUCAUGUAUGGUGUGAGUAGCCUUAUUAGAAAACAAAAUAGAAUCGAUCAAUAAGUG